GCGUGGCUGCGAAACCGGGGUCUCUUUCGCUUUCCCUUUUGUUCCCUCCAACCGCCGCCGACACUCCGCGCCGGUGAGGAGCGCGCGGCUUCCCGGGCGCUCCGGUUUCCGCCCGCGCCCGCACCGCCCGGGAGCACAGCACCUUCCCGGCUCCGCGCAGAGGCUGCGCCACGUAGCCUUGACCUGCGACUCCCCUGCAGCUCCCGCGGACGCACCAACGAAUCGAUUCGCACGCUGGAGGCGACGGAGCCGCGGGGUCGUCCCGAGGCCAAGAAGUCCCGCGCGCCAUGCAGUCCCCUCCCGACUGGCCCCCGACGCCCGGCACCCUGCGGCCCUCUCCCUUCCCGCACCCUGCCCUGCACGCCCUGCACCGCCUGGCCCGAGCCCUGCUCUUUCCGGCUUACUGGGCGCUGGACCAGCUGCUGGGCUGCGGGGCGCCGCUGGCGCGCGCGAACCGCCGCCGCGCGCUGAGAGCGGCCGCGGGCGCCGUGGGGGCGCUGCUGCUGCUGCUCCUGGCCGGCCUGCCCCUCGCCCUGCCCGGCCUGCUGCUCUGGCUGCCCCUGCAAGCUUGGCGCCGCCCCUUCUGCUACCGGCCCCCUCCGGAGUGCUGGACGCCCCCGGCGCCCUGGCGCCCCUCCGCUGAGCCCGCGCGCUGCUUCGGCUUCCUCAGCGCGAACCUGUGCCUGCUGCCCGACGGCCUAGCGCGCUUCAACAACUUGCGGCACAGCCAGCGGCGCGCCGAGGCCAUGGGCGCCGUGCUGCUCGCCGGCCUGCGGCCCUCGCGCUAUGGGACUACGGGCUGCAGUCCGCCAGGGCCGGGGACGCCCGGUGGGUCGCUGAUAGCCGCGGUGCCGGCGGGGCUGGACUUCGUGUGCCUGCAGGAGGUGUUCGACCUGCGCGCGGCGCAGCGCCUCGUCCGCCGCCUAGCGCCCUAUCUGGGCCCGGUGCUGUACGACGUGGGCUCCUUCGGCCUGCAGCCCGGACCGCACCUCAAGCUGCUCGGCAGCGGGCUGCUGCUGGCCUCGCGUUAUCCGCUGCUGCGCGCCGCCUUCCGAUGCUUCCCCCACGCACGGCGCGAGGACGCGCUGGCCUCCAAAGGACUGCUUUCCGCGCAGGCGCAGGUGGGCAUCCUGGACGGGCGCCGCAUCGUGGGCUUCCUGCACUGCACGCACUUGCAUGCGCCGAGUGGGGACGCGCCCUUGCGCUGCCAACAGCUGACGCUUCUGCUGGACUGGAUCCAACAGUUUGAAGCCCAGAGCCGCCCGGGGGGCGAUGCCGUGGCCUUCAGCGUGCUUCUGGGUGACCUAAACUUCGACAACUGUUCUUUAGGUGAGGGGGAAGCCGCAGGGGGCGGGAUCAGCGCCUGGCCCCGCCCACCGAGCGCUGGCCUCGCCCCCGCAGACCACGCAAAGGAGCAGGAGCACGAGCUCUUCAGCCACUUCCGGGACCCUUGCCGGCUGGGCACUCGCCGGGAGCAGCCCUGGGCCCUGGGCACGAUGCUGAACACCUCCACCCUGCGCCACUCGGUGGCCUGCUCUUCCGAGAUGCUGCGGAGGGCCCUGGAGCAGGAGGAGGGGCGCCACCGCUACCUGGCAGGCCCUCCAGGCGAGGGCCCCCGGACUAAGCCUUGGCGGGGCCGGCGCGUGGACUAUGUCAUGUACCGGGGAGUGGCCGGAGGCCGGCUGAGCCCAGAGGUGGAGCACGUGACCUUCAGCACCGCCCUGGCGGGGCUCACUGACCACCUGGCCGUGGGACUUCGGCUCCGAGUGUCUGUGCCCUCCUGACGCACGCACGCAGGCGCUGGCCCGGGUGGAAAGACGGACACGGAGGCAGAGCGUGAGCCUGGCCAGUUGCCGCGGGGACGGGGCGCCUUAAGAGCUGUUUAUUGUGGGGGCCGUGCCUCACACUGCCUCCUGGGCCCUGCGGUACUCGUAGACGCUGCCGCGCUCGGGGAAGGCUGGGGGCUGCUGGGGCGACCCCGGCGGCGGUGGCGGCGGGGCGGGGUCAUCCGGGUCCCCGUAGCCCCCACCGCCCGGUGUGUGCAGGCAGAACACGUCCUGUGGAACAGGGGGACAGGCUCAGCGCGGGCAUGCCCUCCCCGCCAGACUGCCUCCCGCUGCGGCCCCAGCCAGCCACCCCUUCCUCCACCGCGGCCCGCCUGGACUACGGAGGCCCAGCGCGCGCCCUCUGUCCUUCAGAAACCAAAUUAAAUUCAGUUUCCGGUCA
Molecule: messenger RNA, 2226 nt
Organism: Mustela lutreola (European mink)
Lineage: Eukaryota; Metazoa; Chordata; Mammalia; Carnivora; Mustelidae
Product: sphingomyelin phosphodiesterase 5-like
Exons: 6
Coding region: 288-1784 (498 amino acids)
Biological process (GO): sphingomyelin metabolic process
Cellular component (GO): cytoplasm; extracellular region
Molecular function (GO): sphingomyelin phosphodiesterase activity
Source: RefSeq, a predicted model, not a curated record